Messenger RNA from Leptinotarsa decemlineata (Colorado potato beetle), 5790 nucleotides. RefSeq names its product odorant receptor 4. Gene Ontology annotation, molecular function: odorant binding; olfactory receptor activity. The record is from RefSeq and is a predicted model, not a curated record. NCBI's taxonomy places the organism in Eukaryota, Metazoa, Arthropoda, Insecta, Coleoptera, Chrysomelidae. Gene Ontology annotation, biological process: sensory perception of smell; detection of chemical stimulus involved in sensory perception of smell. Gene Ontology annotation, cellular component: plasma membrane.
AUGAAUCUCGUUCAAAGCAGUUUGAACUACCCGCAAAACUUUUUCCGAGCCAAUGAAAUUGUCAGGAGACUUUCUGGGCUAUGGUUUCCAGGAAGUGAAACGCACAUAAUAAUCAGAUUGUUUUACUUUUUGUACGUCGCGAUUUUAUUUAGUUGCGGAUUUGUAAUCGCCAUUUGUGAAUGUAUGAUAUUCAAAGAGUCAAUAAAAAAGAUCAGCACUUUCGCCAGCCAAAUCGGCAUGAUUCUCACCCAUUUUGCAGGGAUCGUGAAACUUUGCCUGUUGACUUUCGGGCACGGAAAAUUAUUGAGAUUGAUUCAAGUUUUGGAGGAUAAGAAAUAUCAAUACGAAUCUUUGGGUGAAUCCAAACCAGGUGUUAUGCUCCAGGAAGGAAUGAAAAUUUACAAUAUAACCACUUAUUCGGUCUUCGUUCUGUAUGGUUUUGUUGGCAUCUCUGGACACAUAUCAUCCCUUAUUAAUCUGAAUCUAGAAAUUCAGGGAGACACCUUCGAAGGAACGAAUAAAACUUGCUAUGAUUUUUUGCCCUAUAUGUUUUACAUACCUUUACCUCAUCAACUGAAAUGGCAGUGUGAACUGGCUCUCACUUUCAUGGAUAUUGGAUUUGCUAUGCAUGCUUCUGUAAUUGCAGUUCACGACACACUAUUCUCAGGUUUGCUGAAUUAUUUGAAAACGCAGUUACUCAUAGUUUGUGAAGUUUUCAAGACUCUUCGUGUGCGAUGUUUGAAAAACAUCGGCCUUCCGAAGGACUACGUCAUUAUGCAUGACACGGAUAAUCCUGUAUUAGAAAGAGAAUUAUACAGAUUGCUGACGCAUGCCACAGAACACCUGAAAAUUUUAUUGAGGAUUAGGGAAGACUUGGAAUACAUGUUCACAUAUGUUAUAUUAAUUCAAGCAAUCGCUUCCUUAUUCAUCAUAUCAUCCUGCUUGUACGUCGGAUAUAUUGUCCCAUUUGGAUCUCCUGAAAUGAUUGCACUGAUGGAAUUUUCCUUAUGCAUUAUCAUACAACUAUCUUUGGUGUGCUGGUUCGGAAAUGAAAUAACAAGGGCUAGUGAAAUGAUACGAACUUCCUUGUUCGAAAGUGAUUGGUUCAGCUGCAGUCCCCGUUUCAAGCAAGCUAUGAUACUAACUUUCAUACGCAUGCAACGCCCUGUUUACUUAUCUAUUGGGAAAUUUAGUCCACUAACAUUGGCUACGCUGGUCGCAAUAUGUCGUGGUUCGUUUUCCUACUUCGCAGUUUUCAAGAGUGUAUAAUAAUAAUUGAAUUUUCACCGCUGCAGAAGGCACUACUCAUUUAUUUUCAUGCACCAAAGCACUAAGGUUUGAUGAAAACUAGCUUCUCUGAAAUAUAUGUUAUAAUACAAAUAUCUCAAAUGUAUAAUACGUAAUAGAAAAAUCAAUAUAAAUGAAUUUCCACAACUCAUAUGCAUUCUACAUAUAUUACGACGUUCUGUAUCCUCAUCAGCCUCUUCGAAAUCUGAAGUUAUUUCUCCUUGAUCAGCAUCCCCUUAUUACCUGUCGAUUUCCUGCAAAUACCAUACAGUAACACAAAAAAGUAGGUCAAGUUAAGAAUCAACAAUUUCGUGAAUUUUACAAAAUAGAAAUUAUACUGGAAUACGUGGUGUGGUGAAAGAGUUGCUCUCAAUACAAUCACAUAUCAACAUCUCAAAUCAAACGUGUUCAGUAGUCCAACACUUUGAACCAAUCUGGAUACAAUGUAGAUACAAAUAUUCCGAAUGGAAUAUUUUUCAUUGUCUCUAAGUCUAAUCAUUUUCUGAACUACUAGUAUCAUCACUAUCAGCCUUAUAAUCAUGUCAGUAUCAGAAACCCCCAAAAAAACCUGAAUAUAUUUUGUUUGACAAAUAUUGAAUGCUUGUCUCUGUUCAUCCAUAUCUUCAAUAUCGGAUGUAUACAUAAGCUCACUAAAAAAAUGUUUGCUUCGAAAAGGUAUCGUCACACAUUAAAAUAACACUUUCUCGACUAAAUCUUUCAAAGAUCGUGAAUGUGAAUAUUUUUAUGAAAAUCUUUUCCUCUGUGAGAUUCUCUAUUCACAAAUAAAACAGUUUCAAACCCUGAUUGAGAUAAUACCCUGUUUGUUACUCAACACUUAGUACUUUCAUUGAUAGAAUUUGAAAUGAAUCUUUGUGAAGAGAUUGUCCCUAACUUGUCCAAUCUACACAACUAAAUAUCAAAGGAUCUGGGACAUACUCAAAUGAUCCUUCUUCGGAUCCAACAGAUUAUAGGACCACUCAUCUGAUGAUAUGGGUUCGUUCAUGCUUCAAUUUAACUUUGAUCUAUUCUUCACCUCACAGAAUAUGUUCAACUCUGCUUUUGCUUCCAAAUAAAACAUCUCUCAACAGUUGAUCCGAGUCAAAUAUUGAUGGAACUUUUGGACUCUUUCGAAAGAUACGAACACCCCUCUACAAGCUUACCUUUCAUCAAACAGAUUUGACCGUUCAACAUUGAUACUUAAUAAUUGUUAUGGAAAUUACUAUAUUGAUUAUUUCCAUUUAUCAUUCUCCCAUUGUUUUGACCAAAUAAUAUCUGAAUAACGAAUGUAUAUAUGUAAUUUCUAUUAAUUUAUUCUCCAACAAGUUUCAUUUUUUGUUAAAAAAAUCUUUCCUCAUUCGUGUGUGUGUGUAUUUUUUAUGAUGAAUUUGUGUUGUUUCAUUAAUGUAUGAUGACAUCUGAUAAAUCAAAUAGCUAAGGAUAAACCAUUCCCUACCAUGUUUAUUUGCUUUCAUCAAUAUCGUUUUGUUGAUCAUCUUCAGGAAGGUGAAUCAAUUAGAAGAAUUUCUCAUAAAAACAAGAUGAUGGCUACAUUGCGACAAAAAGACAUAAUUGGCAACAUUUCGCCUCCACCACGUAUUCUUGAAUUUCAUCAAAUGAUACUAUCUCACUUUCAAAGAAGCAAUGUCAUAUUAUUCUAUCACAGUCAUAAAAUUACUGGGAAACACUAUAUCUAUAUAUCUACCUUAUAUCAAAAGUUCCCAAAAUUCUAUUAAUAGGUAAUGUCUAUUUUGUAAAACUUUUCUUAUGAUUAUUAAAUUCAACGUUAACUCAUUUCAAGCAAUUUCAAGCAGAUAAUUUCCUCAUAGAUUUCAGAUAUGAAUGGGGUGCGAAUACUGGAAAAUCUACGUUUUUCUCAGAUUUGAUCAAUGUACUCAGCAAACUCGUUAACAUGUAUUCCAAUCUGAAGAGAAAUCCACAAAAGAUAAUCCAAUACAGUGCAGACGUAAAUGGUCCCGCACGAGGCAAGAUGUUAUGACCUGAAAGGUUUAAUUUUUAGUAGUUUUUGACAAUAGUGUUGAUGACAUCGAAAAUAUACGAUCGCAAUCCCAAGCCAUUUCGACUUCAUUAUUAUCAGGAAGUGAAUGAUAAACAUUUUGAAUAAGUAUUGUAAUGAACUGAAAUUAGUUCCGAAUAUAUUUUUUUUGUUUUCAGGUUUUGAAAACGAAUAUUAAACUGCUUAUUACUCAGGAACAGUUGGUUUUAUUCUCAAAAAUAAGCAUUAGAUAACUGAAAUACGUAUUAAUCAAGACCCUCAUUUCUUUUUGAAAGGGAACAUUAUAGCACACUCUCGGCGAUGGGUAAUACAAACACCAUUGUCUUUUUAUGCUAAAGUGCUAAGAAUGAUACCUUUUUACAUAAGUUUCUUCAAUUUGAUGUCUUGUUGUCCUGUUCAAAACUUUGGAAUGAAGGAAUUAUUCACGUCCGUACUGUAUUGAAUUCGUUUCAGUUAUGCUCAGUUCAACAUUAUAAUAAUUUUUUUGGCUUUCCUUCAUGCGUUCCUCAUCAUGAUAGAACGUGUGAAAGAGUCUCAGAAGAGUAGCCAUUAAGAGCACUUCAACUAAUAAAACUUUUCUGUGAGAGCAUUUGUUACGAGCCGUAAUUUCGAUAAGUAUUAGUUAUUUUCUAUUUUGAUACUGGAGGUUCGAAACGAAAUUUUUUCGAUAUCUUCAAUUUUCUCAAUGAGAAAUGUUAUCAUAUCAGUCAACACACACAGAAAACUUCUAUUAUCAAUCUCUUCUGGGAUCAAGCUCUAUUUCUUCAAAAUACUUCUACAAUAAAAAACGGUUUCCACAGCAUUGGUUGAUUUACAUCUAUUUUUUCUCAUUCAUUGUUUUUAUGACUUAUGCCAAAUGAUGAAAAUAUCAUUGUAAGUACAGUGUGAAUCUUUUGAGCGUAUUCUUUCCAGAACAAAAGGAAGAGCGUAAUAUGCUUGAGUUUUCGUCACGAGAGUUGAAUGAUAUUUCUUAGAUUGGUCUUUUAGCGAUUCACUCUGUUCUUUUCUGAUUACAUAUCGUUGGGUGUAUGAUUUCAUAGGCAAUCCUAUAAUAUCAUGAAAUCGUGUAAAUAUGAUAUAAAAGUUAUCUGUCAAAAUGGCCACUUCAACAUGGAACUGGGCACUGAAAAUGAAAACCAGUAAAGGUAUCAUCAUUGAUAUUGAGGUAAGGCCUGAAUACAUCAUUGGACCCAACUAUCCUUGAGGACAUGUGAGUAAGCAUGAAAACAGUAUCCCUCAGGAAAACACCACCAAUAUCAAUGAUAAACGUCGUUUCCGAAGCGGGAAAGAAAAUUAGAAGAACCCAGAUCCCAAAAACGCUGAGAAUGGAUAGGUCGAACAAUCUUUCAGGUUUGAGGGUCAUUGUACUGUGGAAUUUCUUUUCGAUAUUUCGCCAUCACGCAUGGUUAGCUCCUUUUAGAGGUUCUUUGUAGAGGAAUCUGGGGAUCAGUGUAUUGCUAUCUCCAUUCGGGCGAUGAUUAGUUUCCACAUUGUGUUGAGUGAUCUGGCGAUGAUUGGAUUCUACAUUGGGUUCAGCUCCAGUGUUUCUUUUUUUAAGUUAUACUUCUUUUGGCGCGUUAGGAAAAUACGAUGAGAGUAAAUUUUUACAAUACUCGCGCGCACCGUCACGAAACACCGACACCCUGAAGUUAGCUUCUUCUUCUUCUUCUUUAAUGUAUAUGCCAGUUGCUUCUCAGUUGAGCGCAUUUAGCUCCUCCUGUCCAUAGUGAACAGAAGCUUCGCCAGGAGGCGCAGCUGUCUUGCUGGCGCCCAAAGUUUUCUUAUUCACUUUUUCUUUCAUAAAAACACUUCAUUUCUUUACUGGGUGCCACCUUCUUGGGAUGUCUUCCAUAUAAUCACCACAUCUAUUAUAGAACUGACGACCUCGUCAAAUCCGUCGACACUCAGCCUGGUUACUGACGUAGGGGGGGGCACCAGCCCUCUCAAUAUGGCUUUCAGAAAUAACACAUCUAUUAUCGCACUGACGACCAGCCUGGUUACUGGCAUAGGGAUCCGCCAUUCCUUUCAAAAUGUCUUUCACUUCAAUAUUUAUUCGAACUUGACUUCAUUUUUUGAAAAACACCCCACUUUUGGACCCCACUCCGACCACGACAUCCACGUAGAUUUUCAAAAAAAGUUACCAACAGAGUAAAAGUGAAGACAUCUACGUAGAAUCUAUGUAGAAAUAAUUUUUUAUGAUAUUUAAAUAAACUUUAUUGAACGAGAUAAUGCGUUAUAAUAAAACUUUCAGUCGUUAUAAUAAAACUUUCAGUCUAUUAAAAACUUUUUUUUUAUUAUCAGAGUUGUUUUUUCUACAAACAUAGAUUAAAGUAAUGGAUGAAAUUUUUAGAAAGAUUUGUAUCUUGUUACGCCUAACAAGUAUAACUUCUUACGUGCGUACAUAAGAACAGUCACUCUUUUUUUUUAUGAUGCACUGUUUGGAACCUUUGGUGUAGUAAUGAAUAUUACUGGAGUUUUUUUCUCAACAC